CUCCUCAAAUUCCCAAUUCUUCAAUUCCUCUGAAACUCCCCAAUUCAAACCCUUCCUUCACCUAUGGCGCUCGAAGCUCUCAAUUCCCCGACCAUGGCCGCCCCCCCUCCCUUCGACAAGCCUCUCAAGCCCUGGGUCAAGCGCAAGCGUUCACCCCGCCCAUCUCUCGACGCCGCUCCCUCCGAAGAAGAGUAUCUUGCUCUCUGUCUCAUCAUGCUUGCCCGCGGCGGCGCCUCUCCCUCUCCACCCAAGCCGGUGGCUACCGUCAAGUCUGCCUAUAAUUGUCCCCUUUGCGAUAAGGCCUUUUCCUCUUACCAAGCUCUCGGUGGCCACAAAACUAGCCACCGGAAACCGGCUUCUGUCGACGACCAGUCCACGUCGGUGUCCGGUGCCACGUCGAGUACCACCACGUCUACCUCUGGUGGAAGGGCUCAUGUCUGUAAUGUUUGUCAUAAGUCGUUUCCCACUGGCCAGGCCUUGGGUGGACACAAGCGCCGCCACUAUGAAGGCGGCUCUGCCGCCAUCGGGAAUCGUCAGAGCUAUAGCGGGAUUACUAUGACUUCGUCUGAAGGAGUGGGUUCGACACAUACCGUCAGCCAUAGCCAUCGGAAUUUCGACCUGAAUAUCCCCGCGUCAGCGGCUCUGUCGCCGAAGCUGUUGUUCGCCGGCGACCAGGAGGUGGAGAGCCCUCUGCCGACGAAGAAGCCGCGGUUGUUUUGGCUGCCGGAACCGGAGAACUCGCUGAAUUAGGAUGACUCUUUUCCUGAAUUGGGGAAAAGAGGGAUUAGAAUCGAAAUUCAAAAUUAGUUGAAUUGAGUUUGUUUAUUCAGAUUGGAACUCUGUAUCAGUGAUCAUAAAUUCAAUUAAUUCUUUUUCAAUUAAAAAAAAUGGGUUUUUAUUUUUUUA
This is a messenger RNA of Cucurbita maxima (winter squash), 906 nucleotides long. RefSeq names its product zinc finger protein ZAT10-like. The transcript has a single exon. The coding region runs from base 64 to 750 and encodes 228 amino acids. NCBI's taxonomy places the organism in Eukaryota, Viridiplantae, Streptophyta, Magnoliopsida, Cucurbitales, Cucurbitaceae. Gene Ontology annotation, biological process: response to stress. The record is from RefSeq and is a predicted model, not a curated record. Gene Ontology annotation, molecular function: DNA-binding transcription factor activity.